Messenger RNA from Onychostoma macrolepis, 1367 nucleotides. It is a transcript of the gene ascl1b, whose product is annotated as achaete-scute family bHLH transcription factor 1b. The coding region runs from base 211 to 807 and encodes 198 amino acids. The record is from RefSeq and is a predicted model, not a curated record. The transcript is spliced from 2 exons. Gene Ontology annotation, molecular function: protein dimerization activity; RNA polymerase II transcription regulatory region sequence-specific DNA binding; DNA-binding transcription factor activity, RNA polymerase II-specific. Gene Ontology annotation, cellular component: RNA polymerase II transcription regulator complex. Lineage: Eukaryota; Metazoa; Chordata; Actinopteri; Cypriniformes; Cyprinidae. Gene Ontology annotation, biological process: positive regulation of transcription by RNA polymerase II; sensory organ development; regulation of neurogenesis.
GAUUCAUACAGGGGGCGGGUCUUCCUUUGGGAGCGUGCGGCCCGAAAGGGGUGGAGGUGUGGCGCACGUGUAGAAAAGGGAGAGCAAGUUGCUUUACCCUCAAAUCAUUCGCCGAACAGGUGAAUCGCUUCUUGCGAGCCACGCGAAAGGCACGAGAGCGGCGCAUUACUCGCAAACUCCCCAUCUAUUUAUCUAUUUAUUUCCCGCGACAUGGAGGCAGCUGUCAUCGCUACGACGCAAAUGACUCAAGAUAUGUUUUACCAACCUUUUUCGGAGACCCUCGUACCUCAGGCGAAGCAGGACAGGGAGUGUAAAGUGCUGAAGAGACAGCGCUCGAGCAGCCCAGAGCUGCUCAGGUGCAAGAGGAGACUGACCUUCAACGGACUCGGCUAUACCAUCCCUCAGCAGCAGCCCAUGGCGGUGGCCAGACGCAACGAGCGCGAAAGAAACCGCGUUAAGCAGGUGAACAUGGGCUUCCAGACGCUGCGCCAGCAUGUGCCCAACGGAGCGGCGAACAAGAAGAUGAGCAAAGUGGAGACGCUGCGCUCGGCAGUGGAGUACAUCCGAGCGCUUCAGCAGCUGCUGGACGAGCACGACGCCGUGUCUGCCGUGUUGCAGUGCGGGGUCCCGUCUCCGUCGGUCUCCAACGCGUACUCGGCGGGCUCGGAGUCUCCUCAUUCGGCUUAUUCCUCUGAUGAGGGCAGCUACGAGCAUCUCAGCUCUGAGGAGCAAGAGCUGCUGGACUUCACCACAUGGUUCGACAGAUAUGAAUCAGGUGCUUCACUCUCUACUAAAGAUUGGUGCUGAAGGGACGGCACAGGACCGGUCCAGGUCGGUGAUACGCUGCCUGCUGGUGCCCAUAAAGGACUUGAGUUCAUUGACUGAGCACUGGACACACAGAGAGCAUGUUCCAGCAAUGCACACAGAUGCAACACUUGCAAGUUUCCAAAUGUUAGAACUGCACGGGACUUGAGGCAUAUGAGGAUGUCUGUACUGCUGACUUGUGUCUUGUGUCACGCCGCAUUUGAACAUGCAAUAAUGUGUAAAUGCAACUGAAUGAGCCAGUUUGUUCCUUCCAUAUUGUACAAAUAACGAGGUGACCAGUUGUAGUUAAACGAAUGAGGAAAAAUAGUAUCAGGUCCCAUAUACGGCGUCUGUUAGGGGAUGCACUAACGUUACACUAGGAAGCCCACAGGCAACCUGUAUAUUAUAAUAUUUUGUGCUAGAUAUGUGGCAACAUUUUUGUACUGGAUGAAUAACUUUUGUAUCAAAGUGUGCACUUGUGUGUUUUCAUACAAACUUGUGUAUAUGCAAUUUUUUAUGAAGAGAAACCCUAUUUUAUGUAAAAUAAAUACUUUAUUUAUUCA